Messenger RNA from Cyprinus carpio (common carp), 3394 nucleotides. Its product is annotated as protein ABHD15. The transcript is spliced from 7 exons. NCBI's taxonomy places the organism in Eukaryota, Metazoa, Chordata, Actinopteri, Cypriniformes, Cyprinidae. Bases 1104 to 2726 code for a protein of 540 amino acids. The record is from RefSeq and is a predicted model, not a curated record. Gene Ontology annotation, molecular function: single-stranded DNA 5'-3' DNA exonuclease activity; monoacylglycerol lipase activity; short-chain carboxylesterase activity.
UGCCCCCUAGAGGUGUAAGUAAGUAUUAUAUAUAUACUAUUAGAAAUAAGGCCUUAAGGAAUGCAAUUGUUUUAAAAUCUAUAUAGUGCUAUGUAUAAGUUUCAUUAAUACAAGAACUUUACUGGCUGUCAGGGCAGGCCAAGCUCUCCAUGAGAUCAUCUUGAGCAGCCAGAUACCGCCUCCUUCUGUUGGUUUUAUAAAUCUCAGUCCUCUUUUCUUCUUCCACAGGGUUGGCCAGCAUUCCCCCCCACCUCAGACUCUCCUGGGACUGGCUCAAGACUGUCUUCGGUGGCAUCUUCUUAGAGUGGUUGGGCCCGGCUGCGGAAACCCACAGCUUUUUGUGUUGUCUGCUCCCUUUUUGCUGUUUCUAGGUCUUCUGGGAGCAUGUGUGUCCUCCAGGCCUGUUCUUCAGCUCCAUGAUCUUAGGUGUUGUUUUAGGCUGUAUAUAGACUCUUGUCUGUUAUAGGGGUUUCAUCUAGUGUUGUUUUCCGCUGCAGGAAAGGGUCUGGUUAACCCUCUAGUGAUACCGGAGUGACAAUGUCAAGAGACCUGUGAUUUAAAUCAUUGUGUGGUAAUGUUAAAUUAUUGUGAAGAUGCUAUAACAGCAUCUUUACUAUAUUCCCGAGUUAAACUACCCCCCUGUAUUAAUAUGGGUCUGAUCUGACGUGUGACGUUCUGAUCCACAGUUAUGUUUCUUGAUCGUUGUUUCAUUCAAGUGUUCAUUUCUAUUUUUAUUUAAAAACUGGAAACCAUUACAACUAACUACAGGAGGUCAAAAACGCCAUUACUUUCCGUGCCUCACUGUUGCAUUAUUUAUACCAAUCUUCAUCGCAUUGAAAUAUACCAAACGUUUCCUAGAAGAAAUAUAAAGAAGUAUGAUUGAUUUUAUUUCGGAAAUGUGCCACCGGGUAAUUUUAUAACAGUGUUUUGCUUUACAGAAUUCAUAGGAAGCAUUUGGCUUGAAGUGGGCGGGGCAUAUCGCAUUAGCCAAUCGAAUGCAUUUAAAGAUGUUGAAGGGGGCGUGACAUUGUAGGAAAAUGUUUGAGCAUGUCGUACGCCAAAUAAUGCAAAUGGGUUGAGAGCUUCUUUAGUUUCGUUUUCAGAUGGAUGCGUCUGGAUCACAACAACUGUUCGAUGACUGGGAUGAUAUUAGCGACUCAGAAUUUCUCAACAUCCCUUCUGAGCAACAAAGCAUCGAGCCCCAGUGUCCUCUCAGUAGUGAAACUGAUGGUGAACACUCAGUGAACUUUGAUAGCCCCUGUGCGUCCACCUCAUCUGUACACAACAGGAAUGAAGAGGCUUUGGGACAAGAAACAGUAAAAACAGAAACUGUGAGAGGUUUAAAGAGAAAGAGCCUACAUGGAAACAGCUUUAGCCCAAUGCAACGCUUCUUCAAGCGGCAUCUGAGCGUGACCCUCCUGUGUGAACAGUCUUGGUGUGAGAUGAAGACUGUUUACAGUCUUUUAAAGCCAUUUGUCAAGAGAAGGGAAAUGCAACGUGCUGAGGUGCAGAUCGGAAAAGAAAUUCAUUUAUCAAGAGAAAAGGAGAUUCAGGACGUUGUCCCUGUAGAUAUCUUGACUAGAGAAGAUGCAGAAGCCAUCAAACUUCUCAAUAUGUUGCACAUGAUCCCGCUGUUGGAAGCAGGAGAACGUGUGCGAGAGUUUCCUGUGUUUGGUGUGCUGGAAGGUGUUUUUGUCUUGGGGGUCAUUGAUGAACUCAUGUAUAACCAGAAGGGGGAGCUGGUCCUGAACGAGCUCAAGACACGCAAACAGAACUCCUUGCCUAGUUCUGCACAAGAUAAAGUCAACUGCUUCCAGCUCUGUGAGGCAGCUCUGAGUCACGGUUACCUCCCUGUGAUCUUCAACCGCCGGAGUCAAAACGGGACGCCACUGUGUACUGUGAAGCUGCAGCAGUUUGGUGACCCGACUGACCUGAGGGAAGCGGUGCGCUACAUUCGGUACCGACAGCCAGCAGGCCAGAUCUAUGCCGUGAGUGAGAGCACCGGUUCAGGACUCUUGCUGUCCUAUUUGGGGGAGUGCGGCUCCUCCAGCUAUGUGACUGCUGCAGCCUGCCUGUCUCCUGUUUUUCGCUGCCAGAGCUGGUUUGAAAGUGGCCCGACCUGGCUGUUCCACUGGGCUCUCCUGCUUUACCAAAAAAUCUGCCUCAGCAGGUAUAAAACGGUGCUCGGGGAGCUUGUCCACACAGACAACUUAUUCUCCAGCUGCUCUUUGAAGGCAAUGGAGGAGGCACUGUUCUGUCAUUCAGGUUUAAAAGGGACGACGACGGAGGGAGCAGGUAGCUGGGAGGUGUAUUGGGAACAUAACGACCCACUGAGGGACAUAGAUGAAGUGGCCAUUCCUGUGCUGUGUGUGUGCAGCCAGGACGACCCCAUCCGUGGGGACCCUCAUGCCACGCUUCCGUUAGAGCUUUUUGAGAGCAACCCACAUUUCUUCCUGCUUUUGACUAACCACGGAGGCCACUGCGGCUUCUCCACAUCAGACGAGGGCCCGAUUGUCUGGAGCCACCAGGCUGUACUGGAGUUCUUUCGGGCCACCACCGAUUUCUUUGCUGCGGAGGAGCGCGCCAAACUGGCAGCCCGACGGAGGGGUCUAAGUGGUGCUGGCAAGACUUUCCGCCAUCGCAGCGUCAGCACAUGCAAAAGACUGCCCGUCUGCACGCAUAACAUUCACACCAUUUACAACUGGCAGAGGUCCUACACCAGAUGAUGCUGUGCUCAGAGGGUCCCCAAUUUCUUUGGAAUUAUGGAGAGACUGAAAUAGCAAAGAACACUGCCAGAAAAGGUUAAAUUAGAAAGCAUUGUCUGACCUGUAGUUUGUUGCAGCCAAGAAACCAGCAGUCGAGUCAAAAUAUCUGUUUACAUUUAGGACUAUUCAGAAUUUGGACUACCACUGUCAACAGACGGACAGUGCCUGUCUUUGAGGAUGUUAAAACGCUAGAUUUUCUGUCACAAAAAUAAAUAAAACAAAUUUAAAAGCUGAAGUAGAACAUUAGAAAGGUAAAGUUACUGAAUCAUGGUUUCAAAAUUACAUAUUCAGUGGCAAAAAAAACUUUUUGAUCAGUAUUUUUGGUAUAAAAAAUCAUUUUUUUGUCUUUUUUGGUUUUAGAUAAUAAGACUUAGACAUGUCAAAUUUCUUACCAGACUGGCAGUUUUUGGCUAAUUUUUUUUUAUUAUUUAUGGUUAAAACAAGAAAAUAACAGUUUGCUAGUUUAGUAAGAAAACUAAAAACAAUUUGAUUUAGAUAACUUGAAAUAAAUUUCCUAGUCCACUGGAAUUUUUAUUUUUGUAAGAUUUGUGGUUAAAACAACAGUUUGCCCGUGGAAAAAAGUAAAAAAAAAGAAAAAAACAUAGUUCAAGAUAUAUUUUCUGAAAACA